This is a messenger RNA of Carlito syrichta (Philippine tarsier), 741 nucleotides long. RefSeq names its product corticotropin-releasing factor receptor 1. The record is from RefSeq and is a predicted model, not a curated record. The annotation marks the transcript as partial. Gene Ontology annotation, cellular component: neuron projection; plasma membrane. Gene Ontology annotation, biological process: adenylate cyclase-activating G protein-coupled receptor signaling pathway; cell surface receptor signaling pathway. Gene Ontology annotation, molecular function: corticotropin-releasing hormone receptor activity; corticotropin-releasing hormone binding; corticotrophin-releasing factor receptor activity. The transcript is spliced from 8 exons. Lineage: Eukaryota; Metazoa; Chordata; Mammalia; Primates; Tarsiidae.
AACUACCUGGGCCACUGCCUCUCCCUGGCGGCCCUCCUGGUGGCCUUCCUCCUCUUCCUGAGGCUCCGGAGCAUCCGGUGCCUGCGAAACAUCAUCCACUGGAACCUCGUCGCCGCCUUCAUCCUGUGCAACGCCACCUGGUUCGUGGUGCAGCUCACCGUGAGCCCGGAGGUGCACCAGAGCAACGUGGGCUGGUGCAGGCUGGUGACGGCCGCCUACAACUACUUCCACGUGACCAACUUCUUCUGGAUGUUUGGCGAGGGCUGCUACCUGCACACGGCCGUGGUGCUCACCUACUCCACCGACCGCCUGCGCAAGUGGAUGUUCGUUGCCAUUGGCUGGGGUGUGCCGUUCCCCAUCGUCGUGGCCUGGGCCAUCGGGAAGCUGUACUACGACAAUGAGAAGUGCUGGUUUGGCAAGAGGCCCGGCGUGUACACAGACUACAUCUACCAGGGCCCCAUGAUCCUGGUCCUGCUGAUCGGUUUCGUCUUCCUCUUCAACAUCGUCGGCAUCCUCGUGACCAAGCUGCGGGCCUCCACCACCUCGGAGACCGUCCGGUACAAGAAGGCCGCGAAGGCCACGCUGGUGCUGCUUCCCCUCCUGGGCAUCACCUACAUGCUGUUUUUCGUCAACCGCGGGGAGGACGAGGUCUCCCGGGUGGUCUUCAUCCACUUCAACUCCUUUCUGCAGUCCUUCCGGGGCUUCUUUGUGUCUGUGUUCUGCUGUUUCCUCAACAGUGAG